AUGUCCCAAGCUACUCUCGCACGACGCAAGAAUCGAAAGGGGACGGCCUCUCCAUCUCCAUCCCCAACACCUCCUCUUCCACCUCAACCCAACUUCCGCUUGAUGACGAGUGUGCCAGAGUCAUUUGAUAUGGACACAGGCGAGGGAUCAUCUGGGCAGUUUGACGACAUGCCUGCCUCUGAUGGUGGGUACGAAACCAUUGGACUGCUUCCUGACGCUGAGGACCAUGAAGUCGAUUCUACUAUGGCUGAAGUGGACUAUUGGUUGGGUGCUGGUGCAAGUCAAGAGAUCACAUCUAUGUGUGUCGAUGCCGACUUGUCACCGGAUGAGGACAUCAGCCCCUCCAGUGUGGAAGGAAAUCCACGCGCUAGUGCUGUGCCGUCGAGUGUUGAUGAGGAGCUCGAAAAUAGACCGCCUCAGGACGGUCGUGGUUCUCCAUAUGUCAAUCCGGUUGAUGCACCCCUGGCUCCUCCCUUGCCAGACAAUCCUUUCCCUCUGCUCAACCCUUAUCCACAGUUCAUUUUCCCCGAUCCAAUGCUCAUGAACGUCUCUGUUCAAAAGGAUGCUCUGAAAGAGGUGCUCCCUAGGGCGCAUGAUUUCGCGCCACCUCGGUUGGUUUUGGACGAUCUUCCCGUUUAUGGACCUUCCUCCACUUUGCCAAAGGACACGGCGAAGGAGGCUUAUUUCAAAGCACUUGGCUUUGGACCCCCAGGAGUGUUGUCUGUUGAUCACACACCUUCCUCCGCUUUGCCAAGCAACAUGGCGAAGGAGGCGUACCUCCAGGCACUUGGAUUUGGACCCCCUGGAGCCUUGUCUGUUGAUUGUGCUCCAUCUUUGACUGAACGCCCUGCUUGCACAUUAGUGUUCGCAGGUCCAGUUAAGUCCAGUUUUUUACCUCAAAACGACGCAACUGGCAACUGCAACCAGUCUAGACCGAUCCAAAUAUUGAGGGACCGCAACCGGACCGCUUUGGACCGGUCUUUUUCGGUCCACAACGCAAAAAAAACCGGUCCAGACCGGUUGCGACCGGUCUUUUGUUGA
This is a messenger RNA of Laccaria bicolor S238N-H82, 1041 nucleotides long. RefSeq lists its product as uncharacterized. Lineage: Eukaryota; Fungi; Basidiomycota; Agaricomycetes; Agaricales; Hydnangiaceae. Bases 1 to 1041 code for a protein of 346 amino acids. The transcript has a single exon. The record is from RefSeq and is a predicted model, not a curated record.